Triticum aestivum (bread wheat) is the source of this 1972-nucleotide messenger RNA. RefSeq names its product rRNA (cytosine-C(5))-methyltransferase NOP2C. Gene Ontology annotation, molecular function: RNA methyltransferase activity. Gene Ontology annotation, biological process: RNA methylation. Lineage: Eukaryota; Viridiplantae; Streptophyta; Magnoliopsida; Poales; Poaceae. The record is from RefSeq and is a predicted model, not a curated record. The transcript has 9 exons. Bases 395 to 1609 code for a protein of 404 amino acids.
AUUGUUUGCGUUGCCUCUGGUGUGUGCUGCUCAAGAUAAUUCAAGCAAUCUGAUUUGUCUCUUCUUUUUUGAGAAAUAUCGUGCUUUAUUGAUCAAGAGACAGUGCGGCGACAUUCGACAAACGAAUUUAUACAUGACUAAACCAGCGAAACGGACUCUCUGGUUUGUUUGAGUCCAGUGUGCUUUGCGAGCGUCUGAUCUGAAACAUAGGGCCCAGAUCAACCAAGUUCCACACCGUGUGUUGCGCCCCGAGUCCAGUCCUCCCCGGCGCCGCCGCCUCUGCGUGCUUUGGGCGGGAGGCCGCCGCCACCAUCGUGGGCGUCGCGACCACUGCCGGAGACCUCGCACCCCUUCGGACCCGAGGAGGAGUCCAGGGUCUUUACUCUGGAGAGCGAUGGAUUCUUCAGAAAUUCCGCCCUCUGACCGCAGAGAAGAGCAGCCGCCGGCGUCGCUGCCGCUGCCGGCGGCCUUUCUCGAGUUCCUCGGCGAGAACGGCCUGGACCCCGCGCUAUACUCCAAGGCGGACACCAUCCCGCGCUACAUCAGGUUAAAACCAGGCACGGAGCCCAUGGUGGUGACAGAGAUCGAAAGCGAGCUCAAGUGUGAUCUCAUGAAGGUGUCGUGGCUGCCGGACUUCUAUGCGAUCCCGCCUGAAAUUCAGAUUGCUGGAUCCAUGGCUUAUCAGCAAGGGAAGAUCUAUGGGAUUGAUGCAGCUUCUGGAGCUGCCAUCUUAGCACUCGAUGUUCAACCAGGAGACCAUGUUCUUGACCUCUGUGCUGCACCAGGUGCAAAGCUUUGCAUGCUUGCAGAUAUGCUUGGUAGCACAGGUUCUUUGACUGGUGUUGAUGUUGCAAAGCACCGUCUUGCAGCCUGUCGUACGAUGUUGCAGAAGUAUUCUCUUGGAGAUCGUAGUCGACUCUUUGUUGCUGAUGGGACUUCAUUUUCCAUAUUGCCUGUGAACUCCAAUCUGGGGAGCAUGGAAGCUUUUGUUGGAAUUGAGGAUAAUGGAAGCAUAUUCUCAGAAUGGACUUCAAAGAGAUCAUGGAAAGACAGACAGAAGUCUAAAAAGGCAAAAGCAGCCGGUUCACCUCAUCCACCAUCAACUUCCGAACCUGAACUGAUAUACUAUGGCAAAGAUUCAGGAUUAGUUGGAUUGCAAAAACGUUAUGUUCUUCGUCCAUCAACUGAUGCUGCUGCCUGUACAUCUGGGUAUGAUAAGGUCCUAGUGGAUGCAGAGUGUACUCACGAUGGAUCGAUAAAACACAUUCAGAAGUUUGAGUUCUGGGGAUGGAAAACAUUAGACCGCCGUGUACUCAACGUAGAAAGAACUGGCAACCUACUUCAACUUCAGUUAGGGCUUCUCACAAAUGGUUUUAAAUUAUUGAAAACAGGUGGAUCACUUGUCUAUAGUACUUGCAGCUUGACUGUUGCACAAAACGAGAAUGUGGUUCAGCAAUUCCUUUCAAAACAUCCUUCAGCAGAGCUGCUAAAGAUCGAUCCAGCUGAUAGCUGGCCCUGCAGAAGCGGUGGCAUCCAGAAAACCUUGCGGUUCGAUCCCGCGACGUCACAAACUAGUGGACUUUUCAUCGCCAAGUUCAUCAAGUUGUGAUGUUCUUUAUGAGAUACUCACAACUUCGUAUAAGUUAAUUUCAUAUGAAACCAGGUUGUUGUGAGUAAAUUUUGCUAGGUUUUACUCUAGUUCUUUAACAACAGGUGGUCGGAGUCUGCUUGUUUAUGUACUCAAGUUUUAAGUAGGCUUCUUGGUAAAAUUAGCCUCCUUGGCUUUAGGUGUGUAGAAAGGGUUGUUGGAAAACACUCCCAUCUAUUCUCAAAAAAAUAAAAAUCCCUGAGUCACAAAUACUCCCUCCGCAAAAACGUCUUGUAUUAUGGGAGGGAGUAUAAGAUGUUCUAACCUUUUUGUGAAUCAGAUGUAUAGACAUGUUUUAGUGUGUUUGUUCGCUCAUUUCAGUCC